Stegostoma tigrinum is the source of this 875-nucleotide messenger RNA. Its product is annotated as gap junction beta-2 protein-like. Bases 202 to 870 code for a protein of 222 amino acids. The transcript has 3 exons. Gene Ontology annotation, cellular component: connexin complex. Lineage: Eukaryota; Metazoa; Chordata; Chondrichthyes; Orectolobiformes; Stegostomatidae. Gene Ontology annotation, biological process: cell communication. The record is from RefSeq and is a predicted model, not a curated record.
GUUUGGAGGAAAGCUCUCUGGUUUUGGUCUGAAUAUCAACCUGGGAUAUUGCAGAAAGCGUUUCACCAGUGACUUUAACAGUGAAUGUGUAAUUCUCAAUAUAGAACAAGGCUAACUAAUUUGGAAAAGUACGAGAUGAUGAACUAAUCAUGUAAACCAUUGCUUAUUACUGGCAUCUCAACAUAACAAGGGUGAACAAAAAUGGAUUGGCAUUCCCUUCAAUCUUUGCUGGGUGGAAUGAACAAGUACUCCACAUCCCUGGGGAAAGUGUGGUUCUCGGUCAUUUUCAUCUUUCGUGUCCUGGUCUUGGUGGUGGCAGCUGAGACUGUAUGGGGAGAUGAACAGAGUGACUUUGUGUGCAACACACAGCAACCUGGUUGCAGGAAUGUGUGCUAUGACCGUUUCUUCCCCAUCUCCCAUAUCAGGCUGUGGGUUUUCCAGCUCCUCUUUGUGUCCAUUCCAUCAUUUCUCAUCGGCAUGCACGUGCGUCAAAGGAAGAAAUGCAAGAUGAAUAUAAAAAUCUUUAAUCAGAAUGCAGAUUUGCAGAAAGUAAAAAUCGAUGCCCCUCUUUUUCGAACUUACUUGGUCAGCAUUUUGUUUAAGUUGCUGUUUGAAGCUGUCUUUAUGUUCUUGUUCUAUUGGAUUUAUGAAGGCUAUAAGAUGCUCAGACUUGUCAAAUGCAGUGAAUACCCUUGUCCUAACACUGUGGAUUGUUUCAUUUCUCGACCAACUGAGAAAACAAUCUGUACGAUUUUCAUGUUGGUGACUUCAGCUGUAUGCAUGCUGUUGAAUGUUGCUGAACUAUGCUACUUAAUUGUAAAAUACUCCAUUUUUCAGUACAAGCUCUGUAUUUCCAACAAAAACCAAUAAAAUAA